CGCCCCCAUUCUCACUGCCAAGAUGAUAUGCAGAGGAACCUCGGCCACCAAGCCGGCCACCGCGGAGAUCCAAGAGAUCGCGGACAAGGUAAAGGCCCAGCUGGAAGAGAAAGAAAACAAAACAUUUCAGGAGUUUAAGGCACUGGAGUACAAGUCUCAAGUGGUCGGUGGGACAAACUACUUCAUCAAGGUCCACGUGGGCGAUGACAACUUCAUGCACCUGACAGUAUUUCGGAGUCUCCCUCACGAGAACAGGCCUGUGACCUUGUCUGACUACCAGACCAAUAAGGCCAAGCAUGACGAGCUGACAUACUUUUAA
Messenger RNA from Echinops telfairi (small Madagascar hedgehog), 319 nucleotides. Its product is annotated as cystatin-B-like. The transcript has a single exon. Gene Ontology annotation, cellular component: cytosol. NCBI's taxonomy places the organism in Eukaryota, Metazoa, Chordata, Mammalia, Afrosoricida, Tenrecidae. The record is from RefSeq and is a predicted model, not a curated record. Gene Ontology annotation, molecular function: cysteine-type endopeptidase inhibitor activity. Bases 23 to 319 code for a protein of 98 amino acids.